Nematostella vectensis (starlet sea anemone) is the source of this 971-nucleotide messenger RNA. RefSeq names its product testicular haploid expressed gene protein-like. The coding region runs from base 310 to 660 and encodes 116 amino acids. NCBI's taxonomy places the organism in Eukaryota, Metazoa, Cnidaria, Anthozoa, Actiniaria, Edwardsiidae. The record is from RefSeq and is a predicted model, not a curated record. The transcript has 4 exons.
UAUAAAACGAAUCUCAACGGUUUAUUUAUGUCUAUCGAGUUUUCACAGUUUGUUUAGUUUCCAUCUCUCACGUUUACUCCAAUAACGUUUCGCGGUGCAAUUGUGGUGAAACACGAUAACCAAGAGACCGAAUCCACCUGACCUUAUGGCGCCUAUGGCUAGGUUGGCUGUCACGGUAACUUGGGAACCAGCAAGCUAAACAUUUAAGUGUAUUUUCAAACACGAGCCUUUCGUUCAUACGAAAUCCAUUAGGAAACAGACGUAUUUCGAUAUAAGGGUCUAUUCCUCAUUCAGUGGAACGCCUGAUUGAUGUCUUCUAGGAUCGAGGAGCUGGCAAAACCUAAACCUAACAGGGCUUCUUGGAUGACAAGCCAUUGGCCAGUAGACUGGAGCAACCAGACGACCAUUCGUCCCCUCCCACGAGAAACUCAGAAGAGUCGUACGAGUGAAAGACUUGUGCAGCUCGCCACACCGAAAAAGAACUUCCAACUAGAGCACCCAGAAUGCUGUCAGAGAGACGAGUUCACGUAUAGCUGUGGUCGCGGGAGCAUGGUAUGGCAAGUGACGUCACAAGCAAAGAAAGCAAAGCCAAGUCAGAGAAUCAUUCAGCUGUCGGAACCGCGAAAACGUGAGGAUAAAUGGCAGACAACCGAUAGCUAAUGAAACUUUUACAACGAGGCACCGGGCAUGUGUAACUUUUGAUAUUUAUGAUCCAACAAGACUAUGGAAAUGUUUCAUUGUGUUUUAAGAAUUAUAGUAUAAUUUCAUGAUGACCCAUUGAUGUGUCAAUGACAAACAUACAUACAAACAUUAUUAAAAUUUAUUUUCCAAAGAAUCACUUAUCUUCUUUUUACAUUCCCUGUUUGUGAUUUAAACUUUGAGAACCAUAUAUACAAUAGAAUAAACGAAAUAAUUAUACAAUAAAACGUUUUGAAAUAUCGAGCAAAAAUAAAUAAUUCCCCUCUCUUCUA